This is a messenger RNA of Heterostelium album PN500, 315 nucleotides long. RefSeq lists its product as uncharacterized. Lineage: Eukaryota; Evosea; Eumycetozoa; Acytosteliales; Acytosteliaceae. Bases 1 to 315 code for a protein of 104 amino acids. The record is from RefSeq and is a predicted model, not a curated record. The transcript is spliced from 6 exons.
AUGGAUGUCUUCGUAACUGCUGCUACCUAUAUCAAUUAUCGGAAUAACAAUAAACAUGCUAUAAAUAGUGAUCGAUAUAGUUUUAUGUGUUAUCCAUUCAACUACGACGUUGUUUAUACAUGUACAACCAUUACUUAUAGUAAAGGUAGAAGUUCGGCCAUAGGCAGGCUGAGAUGGCCAUCAUUUGGAAUAAGAGAUUAUGUUCCCAUUGAUUUGGUUUUUGGUAGAAGGAAUGAAGAUACUAGAGUUGCUGAAUUAAUCUAUCAAUCUGAUAUAGAAAUCAUAAAGAAAUAUUCGAUUAUUGUUUCAUUAUAA